AUGGCAUUGUUGUUGGUCAGUAACUGCAAAGCGGCGCAGUGGGUGACAUUCACUGUUGGAGAGUACGCCGUAGCCUCGAAGCGAGUACUGAAGCACCUAGCAGUGAAGAUCAACAACUUAACUCAACGGUUUAACUUUAAUCGCCACGUGGACGUUGGCUGUGAGAAGGCGGCGAAGGCCAUCAAUGCGUUAGCUAGAAUUAUGUCGAAUAGCUACGGACCCAGCAGUAGUAAGCGUCGACUGCUGGCUAGUGUCUCCCUGUCGCUUCUCAGAUACGGAAGUCCAACCUGGAUUUCAGCGUUUUGGACCAUUCAAAACUUAGCAACGCUGAACAGCACGUUCCGGCUCAUGACCAUGCGAGUCGCGAGUGCUUAUAGAACAGUUUGGCAGUAUGCGUCAUCGCAGGAAUGCUCCCUACUGGUAUCACAAUGGUCGAAGACAUAG
Molecule: messenger RNA, 444 nt
Organism: Sabethes cyaneus
Lineage: Eukaryota; Metazoa; Arthropoda; Insecta; Diptera; Culicidae
Exons: 1
Coding region: 1-444 (147 amino acids)
Source: RefSeq, a predicted model, not a curated record